CCUGUGUACGUAGUUGGAAAGCACCCUGAGCAUGCUGCUAGCGUCCGCAAACUGGCAUCUCUGCAUGGAGAUAAAGGAGGGAGCAUUAAGGGAUAUUAUAGGCGCGGGGAGUGAAGCCAUGGUGCGGGAGGGGUUUGACCUCUAAACAACCUUCAGUCAUAUUUAUGGGCCACUAGUGCUGCUAUCUAUUUGAUGAGAGUGGUAUUAUUUCAACACAUUGAGAGUAGUAUUAUUUGACGUGGAUGCGUAUUGAUCUGUUAGUGACAGGAAGAAAAUGUGAAAAAUUUUAAUAAAGAGAGGAUUAAGAAGAAAGAGAGAUAAAAAAAAAUUAAUUAUAAAAAUGGUGCAUUGCAUAGCAAAAAACUGUCACAAUAGAUCAUCGCGAAAAUCCAAACAACAAGAGGAGUUAGAAAAAACUCAAAAAAUAUCAUUUCAUGUAUUGCCAAAAAAUGCUAUGAAAAGAAGAAUGUGGUGUGAAGCCAUGAACAUAUCAGAAGCUUCUAUCAGUCAAUCUGCAACAAUAUGCUCCAUGCAUUUUCAACCUAAAGAUUUUUAUAAUUGCCCACAAAUACAGAUAAGAUUAAGAGAAGAUGCAAUUCCUUGUUUAUAUCCAACUCACACAUCAACAAUAAAUAAAGAAACGCAAGAAAAGAAGCAAGAAAUUUCUUAUUCAUUAGAAAUAUGUAAAACACAAAACCAAACAGAAUUAGAAGAAUGGAAUGAUUAUGAUGAACCGCCUAAAAAAAAGAAAUGUAAUCAUUCAGUGACAGUACUUCCAAAAAAACCUUCAGUACCUCAGCAACUGAACACAGUAAAGGAAGUUUCACAAUUGCAACUACUUUUAUGUAAUGAUACAGUUACCGCAGGAACUAGCAGAGAUAAUGUGUCAUUACAAUCAUUCUCCAAAGUUUCAAAAUAUACUGCAAUAUCUCCAAAUAGAAUUUAUAAUUCUCCAGAAAAAAUGAGAUUGAGACAAGAAUUAUCAAGAACAAAACAGUACUACUUAUCACGGAUAAAAGUUUUGCAGCAAAGAACAAGACGUAUGAGUAAAAGAAUGGCUAUUAUGAAAUCUGUAUUUGAAAGUUUAAAGGAAAAAAAUUUAUUGCAGGACGAACAAUUAUAUAAUUUAAAAGACAUAUUUUCAACAUCCCAUUUCGAAACAUAAAAGAGUAUAUAUAUUUCUUGACCUGUGUCAUAUGCUUAAAUUGAUACGGAACACUCUGAGGGAUUAUAAAUGUUUGUAAACAACAAUGGAUAUGAUAUAAAAUGGGAAUAUAUUGUCGCUCUACAUGAACUUCAAGAAAACGAAGGUGUACAUAUAGGUAAUAAAUUGCGAAAAGGGCAUAUAAAAUACUACAAGAAAAAGAUGAAUGUUUGAUUAGCUGCUCAAAUAUUUAGUUUAUCUGUUGCAAAUGCACUUAAAAUAUGUAGAAAUAUAUUGAAAUUAGAAAAUUUUGCUCAUUCAGAAGCAACAGAAGAAUUUCUAGAGAUGGUCAAUAACUUAUUUGAUAUCUUCAAUUCUCAGAAUUUAAGACAAAAAUGCUAUAAAUGUCCAAUAAAUCCGGAUAAUUAUGAAUAUGUUAUAUAUAAGUUAGAAGAAUGCAAACAAUAUUUGUUAAGUUUAAGAUUAAAAAAUGGGCAAUUAUUAAUUCAAUCUCAGCGAAAAAUAGGUUUUCUUGGCUUUUUGAUUAAUAUUGAAAGCUUAACAAUGUUAUAUCACGAUAUAUGUUAAAAGGAACAAAUUGCGCCAUAUAUACCACUUUAUCAAAUUAGUCAAGAUCAUGUUGAGUUAUUUUUCGGAUGCAUUCGAGCUUUUGGACGCCAAAACAAUAAUCCUACUGUUAGACAGUUUCAAGCUGCAUUUAAAAAAUUAUUGUUCAGAAAUUAAGAGUGCAACAACAGGUGAUUGCAUUGCUCUUGAUGAUAUUCUAAUAUUAAGCGCAAUUUCUGUAUUUAAACCAGAGGAAUUAAUAAAUAAAACUUGUAUGAUUGAUAAUUAUGAAUUUGACACUGAAAAGUAUAUUAAUCAAAUUUCAGUUGAACACGAUUAUCCUUAUAUUGCAGCAUUAAUUUAUAAUAUUAUUAAUUUAGAUCACUAUUCUAUAGAAGUUAUAAGUUACAAUAGCUGGAUUUAUUGUAAGACAUUUAAUUAAAUACAUCAUGUGUGAUAUUUGUGUUAAUGCUAUAAUUGAUAAUAGUAAAUUAAAGAAAAUUAUACAAAUAAAAGAUCGUGGAAGUUUAACAUAUCCUUCAGAAAGCGUGAUAAAAAUAUGCCUUGAAACAGAAAAGAU
Pseudomyrmex gracilis is the source of this 2291-nucleotide messenger RNA. RefSeq lists its product as uncharacterized. The transcript has 7 exons. NCBI's taxonomy places the organism in Eukaryota, Metazoa, Arthropoda, Insecta, Hymenoptera, Formicidae. The coding region runs from base 341 to 1165 and encodes 274 amino acids. The record is from RefSeq and is a predicted model, not a curated record.